Messenger RNA from Acaulospora morrowiae, 4631 nucleotides. Lineage: Eukaryota; Fungi; Glomeromycota; Glomeromycetes; Diversisporales; Acaulosporaceae. The record is from the annotation of a GenBank genome assembly.
AUGAAUAGUAGAAGAAUCAAUUCCCGUUCACAAAAUUUUAGUAGAGGCCAUAAAAGGCCAGUAGUACCCCUUCCACGUCCUGAGGAAGUACAAAACGAACAAUUCAAAGCAAUCUCCAAUGGGUUUAAUUCAUCUGCGCUAUCAUAUAAUGGGAGCGAUAUGGUUGUUUCCGUUCCUCAUGGAGAAAAUUAUAAAGGAUCAUGGAAACGACAGAUCUGCAGAGAAUUUAACAACCAGCACCAGAUGAGGCGAUUCAUAACAUCAUGUAUUGUAGAUGCCAAGAAAGUAGGCUAUGAAUUGGAUGCUCUUGUAGAAGAAUUGAGUUCGCCGGACGGAAUAGAUAGGAUCAGAGAGAUUGUGAUGUCACCAGCUUCGGUAGACGCAGGAGAGCAAGCUAAAGUUGCAUCUUUUCAACGAGUAAUCUUGCCUUUUUUGGCACUUUUAACUCGUAGUGGAAUAAUCGAAUGUAUCCUUGAUAUGCAAGUUAAUGCGAUUUAUGCUGUUGUCUAUAAUAACUUGGAUUCGUUCAUUAAUGAUAGCGUAAUGUCUAUGCUUCAAGAGUUGGUUAAAAGACAAAAAAUAUCUGAUCAACUAGUUAGUCAAAAUGAGCUACUUAUUGACGAUCCGCAUGCAUUUAUUCCCACAUCGUUGGGGCAAUUUUUUUUGGUUAUUGUUCGAAUGAUUAACGAAUUUUUAAAGCGCAUAAAAAAUGCAUCUUACAAUGAAACUAUUCAUCAAAUAGCCGAGAAACUUGAAAGAUUGAAGGAUGAAUGGCAUGAAUCAUUGGUUCAGCAGAUUAACUCAUCUGACCUGUUCGCUGACAUUAAGUGCCGAGAAUAUUUUUUUAUGAUUUUAAAUAAAGACAUCGAUAAUAUGAAGAUGAUGUUAGAAAAACCAGAUAAUGAUUUAUCACCUCGAAAAUUAUUAUCUAAACGUGUUAUCGGUUCUUACCGUAAUAAAUCGAUAUUAAUGGACCUACGAAGAAUUUAUGACCCUCCAGGGGAACUUUCACCGAAUGGAAAACGUCACGAUAACGAUUUUAGUGAAAUUUCCAAAAUAUCCAUCAUUCCUACCAGGGAAGAAACUUUAUGCGAACGCGAUCCUUUUUUACCUGGCAUUGAUGAAGACGAUGAUACGCAUCACUUGCCCAAGGGUAGUUCUCGUCUUCUCGACAGGCAAUUUCGCUUGCUCAGGGAAGAUAUGCUCAAUGCUUUUCGUUUAAGCAUCAACAGCUUCAUUACCUUUCUUAGCGAAACAGAUGAAAACAAUGCGCAAAUUCAGAAACUUAAGACACAAGGUGGAAGAUAUGGAAAUAAUCGAGAUUUAAACGUUUACACCAAUGUGGAGUUUUCUGAGAUUGUUAUAGACAAACAUAAAGGUUUUUCUUGUCGAAUUGCAUUUACUCCGCCGAUCAGUAAACAAACAGCCAGAGAGCGCAAAGCAUACUGGGGAAAGGUCAGAAGACUUAUGCACGGAAAUCUGGUUUGUCUCCUUUGGCCAAAUGAAGAUGCUUAUGACAAUGGAAAAAAGACUAUUAGCGCAAAAGAUUAUUCAUUGUAUUUUGGCACAGUUGCCAGUAGAAAUGAAGAUAUGUUAGCAGAAGAAAGCGCGAAAAUUGACAUUAAUUUCAUAGAUGUUGCCAUUUAUUCGAUUGCUAUAAAGGACAUCUUGAGCAAACAUUCCUCUAACAAAAUAGUUAAACAUCGUUUUAUGAUUGAGUCGACGGAUCUUCUUUUCGAAAGUUAUCGCAGUAUUUUGAAAACUCUACAAGAAGCACGACCUGAAAAUUUCCCCUUCGCAAAAUAUUUUGCUCCACAAAUAGACAACGACAUGUUCGAUGAGGUCACGAAAGUUGACUCUCCUAUCUAUUCUAGGGCUCCUGGCUUCAAUUUUGAUCUUUCGGUUUUGCUCAAAAAUAAAAACAGAGAAUUACUUUUGGAUUUUGAACACUUGCAACCAGAAAAUAAUGUUAUCGAAGAUCUUAAAACAUACAGUUCACUAGAUAAAACUCAAGCUCGAGCACUUGUUUCAGCUCUAAGUCGCGAAGUUGCAUUGAUUGAAGGACCUCCUGGAACCGGAAAAACAUACAUUGGUGUUCAGAUUAUGCGCGUAUUACUUGAAAAAAAAAAUCGUAAAAUCAGUAAAGUAGGGCCAAUCCUUACAAUUACCUAUACCAACCAUGCGUUGGAUUCAUUUUUAUUAAGUCUAUUAGACCAUAACAUAAAGAAUUUUGUUCGGAUGGGCUCACGGUCAAAAUCAGAAACCAUCGGGGAAUAUCAGAUCGAUGCGAUUUGCAGUAGGAAUAAAGAUCAGAGACUUAGAUCAUUGCUAGGACGUUCCUAUAGCGAACUUGAGAAAAUUGAAGAAAAGGCGAAAAAAAUUACGGAGCGUCAAACACUUCGAUGGAUCGAUUGGAAUCUUCCGUCAGUCACAUCUUAUUUGAUGGAUGAAUUUCCCGAGCAUUAUAAAAACUUACAGAACCCCAAUAUUCCGGAGGCCCUAUUAUUAAUUGACAGAAUCGAAGAAAGUCGAUUAAAUGACGAAGAUGGGAAAAAAGGAGAUGGAGUGUGGAAGAAAGUUGGCAGCAGCAAACGAAAAGCAUCGAUCUUUGAACAAUGGGUUCGUGGGUUAGACUUACAGGAGGCUCAAAUGUUACAACAAAAACUUCAAAAUAAACUUAAGAACAAAGAAUAUUUUCAUGAAAACAAAUAUGAACCACUCUCAGGUGUAAGCGAAAAAGAAGAAGAUGCUUUAGAUAUUUAUGAUUAUAUUGACGAAAAAGAUCAUAAAUUCCUAAACUGGCUUAGUUCGUGGAGGAUGCCAAAAAGUACAAGGAGUUUGGAUGAAUUAAAAGAUGUUUAUGAUGUUUGGAAUAUGUCAAAAGCGGAGCGUGUGAUUUUGCAUGAUUUUUGGAGAGAAGAACUUCAUUCGGAGUCUGUCAAAGAGCUCGCAAGAAUAAGAAAGUCACACGACAAAAUUAGAGGCGAAAUUGAAAAAAUAUAUAACGAAAAACGACGUAAUAUUCUAAGUAAAUGUGAUGUUAUUGGUGUAACUACAAGCGGCGCUGCAAAGCACCACGACCUUAUCAGGUCAAUUGCGCCCAAAAUCAUCAUUUGCGAAGAAGCUGGUGAAGUCCUAGAAGCACAUAUUCUAAGUAGUCUGACACCCUCGAUACAACAAAUUAUUCUUAUAGGUGAUCAUAAUCAAUUGCGUCCUAAGAUUUGUAAUUAUCGAGAUUACCUUUUGUUAUUUUGGCUUUAUCAUGAUUUGUCCAUCGACUCGGAUAUUGGAAAGAACUAUGAUUUGGAUGUUAGUUUGUUCGAACGUCUUGUACAUGGGAAGAAUUCUUGCACGAAGGUGGAAGCCACGCAACUUUUAACUCAGCGACGUAUGAGGAGAGAAAUUGCAGACUUAGUCAGGAAUACGAUCUACCCAGACUUGGAAGAUCAUGAUGAAACAUUGUUAUAUCCUAACGUUCAUGGUGUUCAAUCUAAUGUUUUCUUCAUUGACCACCAAAAUCCCGAAGAUCCGAUGAGGAGCGAGUUUGCUCUUCAGUCUCAUUCUAAUGAAUUUGAAGUUAAAAUGAUUGUUGAAAUGGUAAAGUACUUUGUUAGAAACGGAUAUACAAAAGCCGAACAAAUUGCAGUCCUUACGCCGUAUUUAGGACAAUUGUUAAAAAUAAGAGACGCGUUAGCAAGUUCAUUCAUGGUUGUAAUAGAUGAACGUGAUAGUGAUGAUCUUGUUAAAUUCCAAGAUCAAAUGAAAGACAACGAUCAGCAAGAACCAUCGCCUAAAGCCGAGAAGAUGAGCACAGCAUCUAAAAGAAGAUUAAACCAACAGGUCGUGCUACGAACUAUCGACAACUUUCAAGGCGAAGAGGCGGACAUCGUUAUCAUUUCGCUCGUCAGAAAUAUCACGAAUAAAAAUUAUGGAGGGUCCAUUGGCUUCCUAAAGUCAAGAAAUAGAACAAAUGUUUUGCUUUCGAGGGCUCGACAUGGAAUGUAUCUUAUUGGUAACGCCAAGCUUAUGAAAAAUAAAUCAGAGAUAUGGGCCGACGUGAUCAAUAUUCUCGAAUCCCGUCAGCCACCGCAAAUUGGUCCCGGAUUCCCAAUUGUAUGUGCACGGCAUCCCAAUCAUAAAAACAUCAUCACUGAUCCCAAAAAGUUCGGAGAAAUAUCUCCUGACGGAGGAUGCACGCUUAGCUGUGGGAGAGCUCUUAAUUGUGGUCAUAUUUGUCCAUAUAAAUGUCACCCCGAUGAUCCUAAUCACAUCUCUAUUUUCUGCAAGAAGGAAUGUAACCGCUUGCAUGAAUGUGGCCAUCCUUGCAAGCGUUUGUGCGGAGAAAAAUGUGGAGAAUGCAAUUUUCCAGUUGGUGAUAUCGAGCUACCCUGUGGCCAUAUUUUAGAAAAUGCGUGUCACAAGCCGAUUAAUUACGUAAAGUGCCGAGAGAAUUGUGGAUUUCAAAUUCCAGAAUGCGGUCACCCGUGUAAAUCAGAUUGUUGUGAAUGUCAGGAUGAAUCCAUUAAGGCUAACGGUGGCAGAGCGCAAAUUGAUGAAAACGGUUAUGUUAAGCGAACUAAUCAUCAAGGAUGUAAACAAGAUUGUGCGAGGAAUCAAUUUUGCGGCCAUGU